Schistocerca serialis cubense is the source of this 2648-nucleotide messenger RNA. Its product is annotated as allergen Cr-PI-like. Lineage: Eukaryota; Metazoa; Arthropoda; Insecta; Orthoptera; Acrididae. The record is from RefSeq and is a predicted model, not a curated record. The transcript has 12 exons.
CUCCCUGACAUCGAACCGCUUGACUUCGAGGAACCAGUCCCAGGAGUCGAGCCGGACAGCUCACUCACACGGUACCUCAGCACAGUGGAGGAAAGGCUUUGGGAAGCAAUCGAUUCUGGAUACGUACUUGACACCGAGCUCAAGAAUCACUCUCUUCGUGAUCCAUCGAGCUUUGAGAUGUUCGCUCGAAUCGUUGAAGGUAACGCAGACUCCAUCAACAAGGGUUACUACGGUUCAUUCUACAACCGGAUGCUGGAGUACCUGGGUCACGACGGCGGCUGCUGCUUUUACCACCUGACAAAACCGUCCGUGUUGGGCACACCAGCAUCUGCCUCCAAAUCUCCUCUGUACUACAAGAUUCUUAAGCGAGUUGCUCUGGCACUGGACGAGUUCAAGAGCCGCCUGGGACCUUACUCACAGAAAGAGCUGAUGCUGCCUGGCGUGACAGUGGAGAGCCUGACCGUUGACAAGCUGGUCACGUACUUCGAGGACUACGACUUCGAGCUGAACAACGCUGUUCCGGUGGCGAGCCUGGAAGAGGCCGGCAGACUUAAUGUCGUGGCCCGCACCCAACGUCUGACGCACGUUCCCUUCAACUACAACAUUAAAGUUACCAGUGACAGGGAGGUGGACGUCUUCGUUCGCUUCUUCAUUGGCCCGGUCUACGACGCCUAUGGCAAGGAGCUGCCUCUCGACGAGAAGAGGCACAACAUGGUCUAUGUCGACUCAUUCAGCGUAAAAUCUGACAAGGACUUCCUGAUCAGGCAGAAAAAACUUCUGCAGCUCUUAUGGCACGUUGGACAACCUGCACUGCUCCCUGAAAUGAACGAGAUAUCCAGUUCCUUUGAACCUGAAGAAUACGUUGCACACUGAAAGGACCCAGAAACUGUCAGCAAAUUCGUUAAGUACUACACACACGGCUACGUAAAGAAGCGCGGCGAAGAACUGCCGGUGCACUACAAGUACGACGAGCUCCAGGUCAAGGCACUCGUCAACUUCACACACUGCGCCAAGGACUUCGAUACCUUCUAUAAGGCAGCUGUGUGGGCCAGGGAACACGUGAACGAGGAUCUGUUCUGGUAUGCAAUCAACGUUGUCAAGCUACACCGCGAUGAUCUUUUCCAACUCGCAAUGCCGCCCUAUUACGAGCUCUACCCCCAGCACUUCGUUAGUGACGACGUCAUCAGUGAGGCUUGGAAAGCUACCCUACGAGGGAAGACUUUCAACAAGAGGGAGCCGUACGUGAUCCAUGCCAACUACAGCGGCCCCCCUUACGCCGAAGAAGCUGACGAGCUGCUGUCCUACUACACUGAGGACGUGGGCCUGCUCGCUUUCCGAGACUUCCUGCGCUUCCGCUUUCCCUUCUGGGCCAAGAUGGAGGACUACGGCCAGGCCAACGAGACCCACAGGGGAGACCGCUUCUACUACGACAUCAAGGCCACCCUCAGCCGCUACAGCCUGGAGAGGCUCUCGAACAACCUCCCUGACAUUGAACCUCUCAAUUACGAGAAACCAGUUCCAGGAGUCAAACCGGAGGGCUCACUGGUACAGUCUGUCAUGACACUGGAGAAAAGGCUUUGGGAAGCAAUCGAUUCUGGAUACGUACUUGAUACCGAACUCAGGAAUCACUCUCUUCGUGACCCAUCGAGCAUUGAGAUCUUUGGACGAAUCGUUGAAGGUAAUGCAGACUCUCUCAACAAGGACUACUACGGUUCAUUCUACCAUACUUUGUUGGAGUACGUGACACACGACGGUGAAUGCUGCUUUUAUCACCCGGUACGACCCGCGGAACCCUCCAUCGUGGGCACAACAACAUCUGCCUUCAAGUCUCCUCUGUACUACAAGAUUGCUAAGCGAGUCGCUCUGGUACUGGACGAGUUCAAGAAUCGCCUUGGACCAUACCCACAGGAAGAGCUGUUGCUGCCUGGCGUAACGGUGGAGAGCCUGACCGUUGACAAGCUGGUCACGUACUUCGAGGACUACGACUUCGAGCUGAACAACGCUGUUCCGGUGGCGAGCCAGGAGGAGGCCGUCAAACUAAACGUGGUGGCCCGCCAGCAGCGUCUGACGCACAUGCCCUUCAAUUACCACGUCAAGGUCACCAGCGACAGGGAGAUGGACGUCUUCGUCCGCUUCUUCAUUGGCCCUGUCUACGAUGUCUAUGGCAAGAAGCUGUCUAUGGAUGAGAGGCGGCACAAAAUGGUCUACAUCGACUCAUUCGGCAUGAAAUUGAAAAGGGGAGUGAAUGAGCUGCUGAGGAAAUCAAAGGACAUCAGCUCCUACACCCAGCUGCCAAUGAGCUUCACUCAGCUGUUCGGAGCCACGGAGGUCGCCAUGGCUAGUGGGACACAGCCGUUUUUCAACUACAUCAUGCGCGUAUUUGGAGACAUCGAUCGCCUGAUGCUGCCACGCGGAACCCGUGAGGGUCUGCCACUCUGCACCUAUGUAAUCAUCAGCCCGUGCUCAACCAGUACCAACGGAAGAAUCGACCCGUACACCAAAGACAUGUGUCCCAAGACCUCCCUAUUCCCAUUCGACAGGCCCAUCAACGAGCUGGAGUUUGACGUGCCUAACGCGCUUUUUGGAGAAACUGUCAUCUUCCACAGGAACGCCGAAGAGGUCGUUGUGGUCUGAAGCUGCACAAUAUU